Messenger RNA from Hyaloscypha bicolor E, 1713 nucleotides. RefSeq lists its product as uncharacterized. The coding region runs from base 353 to 1576 and encodes 407 amino acids. The transcript is spliced from 2 exons. The record is from RefSeq and is a predicted model, not a curated record. Lineage: Eukaryota; Fungi; Ascomycota; Leotiomycetes; Helotiales; Hyaloscyphaceae.
CGCAACUUUCAACCUUCAACCUUCAACUUUCAAGCUUCAGGAUACAAUUCUUCUUUUGAUCUUGAGCUUCGUCGACAAUCGCUUUCUUUUUUCCUCGAGCUCUCAAACGACCGGUACUCGGCUUGUCCCCGCUCAGAGAACUGCCAAGCGCCAACUACCCCCAUUCCUCGAUUCACCACCUCGACGACGACGAAGCGCUGCAGCCAGAAGAGCGGUCUGUCUGCGUUUGCAGAUAGCAUCGUGGGUAUCCAAAGCCCACGGGACAGUCUCGAUUGACUUGGCAUAAUAUUGGGCCCCAUCUGCCAACAUUCCUCGUAUAACCUCACCGCUCUCCAACCCCGCCUUCACCAUCAUGCCUCCUCUACAAAACAACAACCCGCCUCGACAAGAUACCAUGGCCCAAAGCAACCGGUCAAAAAAUGCAGAAUCUAUGGCACAAUCAUCAGGAGUUCCUCCGCGGCUGCGCAGUGAAGAAUCCUGGGUCGAGAUAGCCUCGCAACCAUCAUCCUCCUCCCUCUCCUCCAUCGGCGACGAGAUUGUGAUUACUGGUCUUCGAGUACAGCAGGAUUCCAAUGUGCGAAGGCGGCGGCGGGUCCAAGCAGGAGCUCCUCAAACCAGCCUCCACCCACGACAGAAUACAAGCAGCCAGGAAGAAUACGAAGAGAGCGAGAGCGAGGACGACCAAGUGAUGACCAGCUCCAACGAACACGUUAUCCCAAUCCCGACCACGCGAUUAUCUACAGUUUCGAGGACAGAAUACGAUGCUGGAUCCGAUUCAGAUGACGAUGACGAAAAUGCCACAGCCUUGGGAAAGAGAACAGAUGCUGGAGAGCCGGCUUUUACACCCCAACCGAACGCGUUCUCACACCCUCCGCCAUCCCACCGAUCCUCUCUCCCCAGUUCCUACUUCCCUCCGCAUGCCGGCUCGAGCACGAGACCACCAUACCCAUCCCGAAACGUAUCACGACAACGCUCCUCCUACAACCCACAAGCAGACCACGAUGCAGCGCUCCGAGCUUCUCUUACAACACUGCUAUCGAUUGGGGCAGCUGCCGCGAGGGGUCUGCCGAAACGAGGUCAGCAACCUACUACAAUGGGCAAUGAGCCGAUGGGUCUAAGAUUUGUGCCCGAAUCAGAAUUAAUGGCUCCCACGACCCCAACAGCGAACACAAGCAGGCACAUGAGUCCCUCUACCCGUGCUCGCAGCAGCCCCUCGAUAUCAAGCCAAGAAGCAGUCGAGAAGGGUAAACGAAAGGCCGCCGCCUCCAAACCAGGAGAGAAGACCCGAGCAUUGAAGAAGAAGCGUAUGCAAGCGGUAGAGGAGGAGGCCUUGAUUUCUCCCACAUUGUUGACGUGGGUUGUGUCUGCCGGUGUCGUGGUUCUGGUCUCUGUGGUGGGCUUUGGAGCGGGAUAUGUUAUUGGACGCGAAGUUGGCAGGCAGGAAGUGUUAGGUGGGCUGAAUGGCUCGACGAUCAUUGAUGGCGGUUCCUGUGGUCGUGAAGUAGCACGAAGUACAGGCAGUCUACGACGAUUCAAGUGGGGUAUGGGGGGAGCUGCGAAGGCGAUUGUUGCGUGAUGCAACUGCUCUCGAAAUCGGAUUUGAAUUAUGUGCUCCUCGAUAUCAGUUGAGCGGGAUUGGGUGAAAGGGUGAAUAAUGAGCAUUGAUGGUAUUAUGGAUCAUGAAUCAAUGAGGAGUGGCAGGCUUUUGAAUUC